This is a messenger RNA of Mustela erminea (ermine), 1470 nucleotides long. RefSeq names its product hepatitis A virus cellular receptor 1 (gene HAVCR1). Gene Ontology annotation, biological process: positive regulation of mast cell activation; phagocytosis, engulfment. The transcript is spliced from 9 exons. Lineage: Eukaryota; Metazoa; Chordata; Mammalia; Carnivora; Mustelidae. Gene Ontology annotation, cellular component: cell surface. Bases 355 to 1251 code for a protein of 298 amino acids. The record is from RefSeq and is a predicted model, not a curated record. Gene Ontology annotation, molecular function: phosphatidylserine binding; virus receptor activity.
CUUUGUCCUAGACCCAUCUCCUGAACUCCCAACAGCCUCCCCCUAAACUCAACACUUUGAAAAUCCAGGCUGGUCCUUCCCAAGCCUGCAUCACAUGCAGCAUUCCCUGGGUCAGUUGGUGGCACUUCCAGUUGGUCCAUUGGCUCAGGCCCAAAUCCCUCGGAGUCAUGUUCAAGCGCCUACACCUCAUAUCCUGUAGGAAAUCCUGUUUGCUCUGCUUUGUAAACAUCUAGAGCCUGAACGAUCCACUCUUUAUCCUUUCCUCUCUCUUGACAUGCUCCAAAAGUCUCCUGACAGGUCUUCGUGAUUCUCAACGUAGCAGCUCCAGAGCCCCUCUCAAAGGCCGUAACCAUCAUGCAACCUUGGGUAGCCAUCUCUGGCCUCCUGCUACUUCUGACGGAUGCUGUAGUUUCUUACACUCAAGUGAUGGGCGUGGUGGGUCACUCCAUCACGCUGCCCUGCACCUACUCAACAGCCCCUGGAGUCACUACCAUGUGCUGGGGUCGAGGGGCAUGUCCCAUGUCCCGUUGCUCCGAUGAAGUGGUCUGGACUAAUGGAUCCCAUGUCACCGUUCGGAAACACCCACGUUAUAAGCUAAAGGGAAACAUUUUAAGAGGGAACGUGUCUUUGACCAUAGAGAAUGUGGCCCAGACUGACCGUGGUCUCUACUGUUGCCGUGUUGAGCACAGGGGGUGGUUCAAUGAUAUGAAACGCACCCUGUCACUGGAGAUAAAGCCAGCUGAGGUCACCAGUGUUCCAACGUCACCUAGGGUCUUUACCUCUACUUCUUCAACGCCAGCACCCACGCAGAACCUCAAGCCAGAAACUACUUCACCCUCUGCCAGGCAGACAGCAGGAACCCAGCCUACUGGGCCACGGGAAAGGAGCACAAGACAGCCCACCGAUUCACCAUUGUACUCCUGCCCCACCGAUGGGAAUGGCACUGUGACACAGUCUUCAGAUGGCCUUUGGCAUAGCAAUCAAACUCAUGUGUUGCUGGCACAGAAUCCGUGGAUGACCACCAGUAAGGGACUGUACAUCGGCAUUUGUGUUACUGCUGUGGUAUUGUUCACUGUGCUGGUCGUCGUGAUUACCAAAAAAUAUUUCUGCGUAAGAAACAAGCUGGAACAACUAAACAUGGUUUGCAUGAACGACCCUCGGACUGGAGCUUUGCAAAGUGCAGCCGAAGUGGGCAUCCGAGCAGAAGACAAUAUCUACAUUAUUGAGGACAAUGUUUAUGUCAUGGAUUAAGACCCAGUGGCCCUCUAAGGAUUUAUGUCCUUAACUGUGGGAGACAAUGACAAGAUACCACCAUGUCAGAGUUCUUGUAAUCCCUAGAAUGAUUUUUCUGUUAAUUUCCAAUGAUACUCCAACAUAUCAGUUAUGUUGGGUAGAGUGCCUGGUUCAUCUGUGUAUAGUUACCCUCAUUGGCCAUAGAGUCCUAAUUUUUUAUGCUAAAACUUAAUUCAC